This is a messenger RNA of Haemonchus placei, 420 nucleotides long. The record is from the annotation of a GenBank genome assembly. NCBI's taxonomy places the organism in Eukaryota, Metazoa, Nematoda, Chromadorea, Rhabditida, Trichostrongylidae.
ACAUGGUUCCCACCAUUACUUUACGGGAAAAGCCCGGUGAACUGCGGAAAUGCCCAAACGAUAGUCUCUGUCGUUAUCUGCAUAAUAAAGUAUUCAAAGUGCAAUUUUAUCGGACGUAUAAUAGGCCCGGCCGGGAUGAGUGUCAAACAAUUGGAAUCAGAUACUGGCUGUCAUAUUUUGAUUAGGGGGAGAGGAAGUGUAAAGGUGAGAUGGGAUCAUCUUGAAGAACCUCUACAUGUGCUCGUCACUGCUGUCGAUCAUAAUCAUAUUGUAUGUCAGCAAAAACUACGGCAAGGUGUGGAAAGUGUACGACAUCUAUUGACGCCAGCACACGACGACUAUAAACGCUGUCAAUUGAUGCAGCUCGCAAUCAUAAACGGUACCUAUCGCCAAGCGCAAGAAACAACGGCCCACGAAUAA